CGAUGAAGCGGGUGACAAGACCUUUGUGGUAGCCCUAUAUGAGUUCAAGGCUGAGAGUGAUCGGGAACUGGAUCUGGUUAAAGGUGACAAAAUUGAAUUGCUCGAAAUUCUGGAUUCGAGUUGGAUGGAAGGACGUCUCAACGGAAAGGUCGGAGUAUUCCCAGUGGGCUAUGUCACAUACUGUUGA
Sphaeroforma arctica JP610 is the source of this 187-nucleotide messenger RNA. RefSeq lists its product as hypothetical. The annotation marks the transcript as partial. Gene Ontology annotation, biological process: protein transport to vacuole involved in ubiquitin-dependent protein catabolic process via the multivesicular body sorting pathway. Gene Ontology annotation, cellular component: ESCRT-0 complex. Lineage: Eukaryota; Ichthyosporea; Ichthyophonida. The transcript is spliced from 2 exons. Gene Ontology annotation, molecular function: protein binding. The record is from RefSeq and is a predicted model, not a curated record.